Molecule: messenger RNA, 2526 nt
Organism: Vigna unguiculata (cowpea)
Lineage: Eukaryota; Viridiplantae; Streptophyta; Magnoliopsida; Fabales; Fabaceae
Product: sucrose nonfermenting 4-like protein
Source: RefSeq, a predicted model, not a curated record
UUAAUUUAAUUUUCUAUUUUAUUUUUUUGUUAUUUUUUGUUUUCCCCUUCGGGGAUAAAUCUCUCGGUUUUCUCAACUGGUUUCUUCUAAUGUUUCAAUAGGGUUUCGAAGUUUUUCUGUGUUUCCCUCUGAGAUUCUCUCUGCUUUGGUUUUCUCAGAUUUUUUUUUUUUCUAAUUCGCGGCUCUCCCAGGUUGAAUUUGGUAGGUUUUUCCAAUUUAGGGUUAGGGUUUUGUGCGUGGUAGUCAAUGGUUUGUUGCGUGCAAAUUUAAUUGGGAGUGUUUUUAUUUCGGUACCCGCUUCAGUUUCUUCGUUGGUUCUGUUGCAGAGAGAAAUGGGCACUUUCCCCUUUUGAUCUUCCCGUCGAAUCAAGCAUCAAAAUCUGAGCUUUAUUUUUGUUCUCCCGCUGGUUUUUUUGAUUUGGGGUGGAUUUUUUUGUUCUUUCUAUAUUGGGCAUCCUAGUACAUUGAAUUGGCUCGGCAUUCACUCGAAUUUGCAACGUGAGAGCUGGAGAAGCUGCGAUGAAGUGGGUAUUCUCAAAGUAGCAUUCAAUUCGAGGUCGAAUAUUCAGUCCGAGCAUGGAUUCUGGAAGGGAUGCGGGUGGUGUAGCAGGGCCAGUUCUAAUUCCCAUGCGUUUUGUGUGGCCAUAUGGAGGAAGGAGUGUGUUUCUCUGCGGUUCUUUCACACGGUGGUCUGAGCUUCUACCGAUGUCGCCAGUGGAAGGUUGUCCAACCGUGUUUCAAGUUAUUUAUAAUUUGCCACCCGGUUACCAUCAGUACAAGUUUUUUGUUGAUGGAGAAUGGCGGCACGAUGAACAUCAACCUUACGUACCAGGAGAAUAUGGGAUGGUCAACACUGUCUUCUUGGCUACUGAUCCCAACUACAUACCUGUUUUGAAUCCAGAUGUUGCACCUGGAAAUAGCAUGGAUGUGGAUAAUGAGGCUUUUCGCCGAGUGGUCCGGUUGACUGAUGGUAGUGAGGUACUGCCAAGAAUAUCGGAUGCUGAUGUACAAAUCUCCCGUCAGCGUAUUUCUGCAUUUCUUUCUUCCCACACUGCUUAUGAAUUACUUCCCGAGUCAGGCAAGGUUGUUGCUUUGGACGUUGAUCUACCAGUGAAACAGGCAUUUCAUAUACUGCAUGAGCAGCUGGGGAAUCAUGGGUCUAAUCUGACGGAGGAGGAGCUUGAAACACAUUCCAUAUCAGCUUGGAAAGAAGGAAAGUCUUAUUUAAAUAGGCAGAACAAUGGACAUGGAGCUGUGUUUCCCAGACGUUUUAUCCAUUCAGGGCCAUAUGACAAUCUGAAAGAUAUUGCCGUGAAAAUCCUCCAAAAGGAUGUUUCAACUGUUCCGGUUAUCCAUUCUUCUUCUGAACAUGCUUCAUUUCCACAGUUAUUACACCUUGCUUCACUUUCAGGAAUACUUAAAUGCAUUUGUAGGUAUUUUAGGCACUGCUCUAGUUCCUUGCCUGCACUUCAAUUUCCAAUCUGUGCAAUACCUGUGGGCACGUGGGUACCCAAAAUCGGGGAAUCAAAUCGGCGGCCUCUAGCAAUGUUGAGACCGACUGCAUCUCUUGCUUCAGCACUAAAUUUAUUAGUUCAAGCCCAAGUUAGCUCAAUACCUAUAGUUGAUGAUAAUGACUCGUUACUGGAUAUAUAUUGUCGGAGUGACAUAACAGCUUUGGCGAAGAACAGAGCGUAUACACAUAUUAAUCUUGAUGAAAUGACUGUUCAUCAGGCUUUGCAGUUGGGCCAGGACGCAUAUAGUCCCUAUGAGCUUAGAAGUCAAAGAUGUCAGAUGUGUUUGCGUUCUGAUUCUCUGCAUAAAGUGAUGGAACGCUUGGCAAAUCCAGGUGUCCGGCGGCUUGUGAUCGUGGAAGCCGGCAGCAAGCGUGUAGAAGGCAUUGUUUCAUUGAGCGACAUAUUCAAGUUCUUCCUCGGUGGUUAGUUUUGGAAUGGUGAACGGAGAAGUGAAAGGGUCUGUGUAGUGCUUAUGACAUACAAUUAGCCUCCAUGACUUGUGCAGCCAUUGAAAGUGGUUUCUACACGGUGAUUUUUAUCUCAUUUCAUUGUAAUACAAUUGGAUUGGCCUCUUGCUUUAUUGCCUCUUUUUAAGAUUUUAGGCUGAGAGAGAGGCCUGUAAAUUCAGAGUAUUUGAUUGCUCCAAAUUUAUUCAUCUCUCCCCAUUCGUAUUAUCUUCAAAUGUAUCGUGCUCCUGACAAUAGAUACCAGCAAGGUGGGGGAGCACAACAUCUGUAAUCAUUCCAUGCUGUGAAGAUAUCAAGUUUGAAGAAAAAAAAAUGAGGAUGAAGAUUGAGAUACUGUUGUUUUAUAUUUGUUGAUUAAUAAUCCUUACUUAGGGUUUGAUUGUUUACCUUUACUUAAGAAUAACUUUAGCCUAAGUAGCUUAUGAAUAAGGGACCUUUGCAUAUGAAGUUGUAUCAUUAGAGGAGCUGAUGUGAACAAAAACCUAUAAGCAACAAUUGUUUGUACCAGUUUAUCUAAUAGUAGAACAAAAACUUUCUUCGGUUCA